AUGGACGUCACACAAGAGCUAGAGACAUUCGCUGCCGCAAACUCAACAGCUAUCCUCGAACGACUUAAUCCAGUAGUAACCGAUGCUGGGCUAUUGGCCGCUUUCGAUAACACCCCUGUAGAUGCUGAAGAGUACUCAUCCAACCUCAACCCUCACUUACUCGCUUUAACACUUACAUCAACCCAAGCACUUAUCGCUUCACUCUUCACUUUACCUACCAAAUCAUCGUCUUCAGGUCCCAUCACCCUUCUCCCAACUCCCGCUACCGUCCUUCCCCGAGAAAAGCCAUUACCUAAACCUAAACCACCAACCAAAUGGGAGAGGUUUGCCAAAGCUAAAGGUAUCUCUCAUAAGAAGAAGGAGAAGGAUAUUUGGGAUGAAGAGAAACAAGAUUGGGUACCUAGAUGGGGUAAAGGUGGUAAGAACAGAGAAGGUGAAGAUCAAUGGUUACAUGAGGUUAAAGCUGGUGAAGACGCAGAUCUUGAUCCAGCAAAGACAGCUAAGAAUGAACGAAAAACAAGAAUCGCAAAGAACGAAAAACAACAUUCAGCCAAUGUUGCAGCUGCUUCAAAUUCUUCUGCUGCAGCCGCCGCUUCAUCUACGACCGGACUCUCUCAAGAAGAAAAGAAGAGUAAAAGAGAUUUACGUAAAAAUGAACUACAAAGAUCAAUGUUAAUCUCAAAGACAUCAACAGCUUCAUUGGGUAGAUUUGAUGAAAAGAUUCAAGGGGAACCAAAAGCCAAAGGUGUUAAAAGGAAAUUCGAACCAACCGUCACAGAUUUCAAAGGUGAAAAAUCAUCCGCUUUAGAUGUACUCAAAAGGCUAGAAAGUGGUGUUGGUAAAGUCAAGAAGACUAAAAAGGGUAGUUCAGGUGAAGAAGGUGGUUUGAACGUUAGGAAAGCAGUCAGAUUCCAAGGUAAACAAGAUCGUGCAAAUGGUGCAAGACCAGGAGACAAAAAAGCUAGGAGAAAGUAG
Kwoniella shivajii is the source of this 975-nucleotide messenger RNA. RefSeq lists its product as uncharacterized. NCBI's taxonomy places the organism in Eukaryota, Fungi, Basidiomycota, Tremellomycetes, Tremellales, Cryptococcaceae. Gene Ontology annotation, biological process: ribosomal large subunit biogenesis; ribosome biogenesis; endonucleolytic cleavage in ITS1 to separate SSU-rRNA from 5.8S rRNA and LSU-rRNA from tricistronic rRNA transcript (SSU-rRNA, 5.8S rRNA, LSU-rRNA). Bases 1 to 975 code for a protein of 324 amino acids. The record is from RefSeq and is a predicted model, not a curated record. Gene Ontology annotation, cellular component: nucleus; preribosome, large subunit precursor; nucleolus. The transcript has 4 exons. Gene Ontology annotation, molecular function: protein binding.